AUACGCAUCUGGCAACACUAAGCAUGCUUUAUUUUUUUUGUUGUUUACCUGCGCGAAACCGGCCCGGCGCUCGAGUCGCUUUUUUUUUAUUUUUAUUUUUUAGCGGCCCCCCCAGCGCAGCGUGCUUCGCGAAAAUUAGCCGCAAAAUCGAAAAAAAAAAUAGCGCGAGCGUAACAGCAAUGUGCCCGGGAAAAUGCCGGGAAAAGUAUUAAAUAAAAGCGAACGAAGGAAAGAAGUGCGUACGGCGCCGAGUCAAAAAAUCGAAAAAGUGCCGAAAAUAAAAUAAUUAAAAAAUACGGUUUGAAGUGAGAAGAGCACCUGUUGGAUUGCAAUUACAAGAGAAAUAAAAUAAAAGCGGAGAAAAGCGAUCAAAGAACCAGAAACCAGCAACAAGUGGCCCCCGGCCCGGCCCCAGCCAUAAAUGUGGAAAAGUGGAAAAACCGCGGCAAAAAUGUGCAUAUGACACCAGAUUUGGUUUUUGGUUCUGCUCCUGACACCAGUUUCUGCUUCUCCUUCUCCACUUCUCCUCUUUACCUCUUUCUCCGCUUUCUUCCUGGCACCUCUCCACCUCCAAAGACCCACCACCCCCUUUUUGAAAAUUAAAGAAAAUGCGCAGACUAGAUCGCUUCAUACGCAACCACUGCUUCCUGCUCAGCCUGGCCAUUGGCCUCGUGCUCAGCCUGUGUGUCCCGGAGAUCCUGAUCGAACUGAUCCAGCCGGAGUGCCCCCAGGAGGCGGCCGAGAACCUGCUGAUCGAGCGCUUCGGCCAGGACUUUGAGCCGCAACUCAAUCUCGUUAACAAGCCGCUGGCGGCCAAGAAGCCGGUAAAAAAUGUGAUACGACCGAGAUAUUAUUCCUCGGAGCUGGGUAUCCGGGAGAAGCUCUUCAUUGGGGUCAUGACCUCCCAGGAGCACAUCAACACCUAUGCCACAGCCUUCAACCGGACAAUAGCCCACUUGGUCAAUAAAAUUAAGUUCUUCAUCUAUGCGGACAGUGUCAAGACUAAUUAUAAAUUAAAGAACAUUGUGGGAUUCACGGACACCCACGAGAAUCGUCGUCCCUUCCAUGUGAUCAAGUACAUAGCCGAUAAUUACCUAAAGGAGUACGACUACUUCCUGCUAGUUCCGGAUAAUGUCUAUGUGGAUGCCCGGAAGUUGAAGAAACUAUUAUACCACAUGAGUAUCACCUUUGACCUUUAUAUGGGAGGAGCACGAGUGGGCUUGGAUGCCGGGAAUCCCUUCAAUGACCUGGGUGGAGGAGCUGCCAGUGCCGGGGAGGAGGACCUGCCACCGGGUCUUAAUGACAGAAACUAUUGCUCUUUGGAGGCGGGCAUCCUCUUCAGCAACAGUGUCAUCCGGAAGAUGAGGAACAAUCUGGAGCGAUGUGUCCGGAUCGGUAGCACCUCCGAUCACUCCGUCAACAUAGGAAGGUGUGUCAAGUACGCCAGUCGGGUGGCAGGAUGCCAGGAGAGUUUUCAGGGAAUGCGUCAGUAUAGCUAUGCCCUGGACUCUCCAGGACGACGACAUCGUGACUUUAGUGAAUUGGCCAAACAGGAGGCCUUCCGCAAUGCCAGCACCGUGUAUCCUGUCCAAACGCCCGAGGACUUCUACCGACUACACGCCUACUUCUCCAAGGAUCACCUGGAAAAGGUGCAGUCUAGUAGCUAUGAUCUGGAACAGAAAUCUUACCGCAUCGCCAAUGGCAGUAUCUCGAACAAGAUCCUGGAGAUUCGCUGGCCGCUGGGAGUUCCACCGCCGAGUGCUCCGGAAACCCGACACGACAUCCUCACGUGGCAGCUUCUAAACGGGACGCACAGUUUCCUGUCCCAUGGAAAUGCCGAGCAUACGGUGGCCCCACUGUCCAAGGUGGAUGCUUUGGACUUUGAGAAGGUGCUGCAGAUCGCCCUGCAGUAUGCGGCACUGAAGCAUCCCCGAUUGACGUACCACAGCCUGCACAGUGCCUACCGGAAGUUCGAUGCCACCCGGGGCAUGGACUAUCAAUUGCAUCUCAGCUUGCAGGAAGGAUCCGGACGGAAUCGACAGCUUCUGGUGAAGAGUUUUGAGGUGGUGAAACCCCUGGGCAGGGUGGAGGUGGUGCCAUCGCCCUACGUCACGGAGAGUACACGGAUAGCGGUCCUGGUGCCGGCGUUCGAGCAUCAGGUACCGGAUGCCCUGGAGUUUGUGGCCCAAUACGAGCGGGUCUGUAUGCAGAACCAGGAUAACACCUUUCUGUUGCUGAUCUUCUUAUAUCGCCUGGACUCGCCCAGUAAGGGCGACGAUGAUCCCUUCAAGUCGCUCAAGACUCUGGCCCUGGACCUGUCCACGAAAUACAAAACGGAUGGCUCUCGAAUCGCCUGGGUCUCCAUCCGUCUGCCGGAGCAGUUGAGCACGCCGGUGGAUGCCAGUGACUGGCUACUGCACGCCUCCAUGUACGGACCCCGGCAGCUAAUCAGCCUCGUGGUGGCGGAUCUGGCGCUGCCCAAGCUGGGCCUCGAGUCCCUCGUUCUAAUGGCCACGCCGGGCAUGAACUUCAAGGCUGAUUUCCUCAAUCGUGUCCGGAUGAACACCAUCCAGGGCUUCCAGGUGUACGCACCCAUCGGCUUCCAGAUGUAUCCGUGCCGGUGGGCGCAGUUCUGUAAGGAGUGCGACACCUGCGAUGUCUCCCAGAGCUCUGGAUACUUUGAUCGUCACAACCACGAUGUGAUUUCCUUCUAUUCCCGGGAUUAUGUUCAAGCCCGGAAACUACUGCAUCCGCAGGGAUUACCGAUCAUCAGGAGCGACCUGGACAUCGAUCAGCUGUUAAUGCCAACGGAAGGGCCGGAUACACGUCCUGCGGGCGUUGAGAGCAUCCUGGAUAUGUUUGUGGCGGCCCAGCAUUCAGUUCACAUACUCCGGGGCGUGGAACCGAAUCUACGAUUCGGCCAGGAUGUCCGUAACUAUCUGGCGAGGGGCGGAACACUGCCGCCGGAGGUGCCGGAGCGUUGUGGACGGGAGAAGUGCAUCCAUUUGGCGUCGAGGAAGCAGAUCGGUGAUGCCAUCAUCCGCUACGAGGAUAAAAGUAUUUUGCACAAAUAGCAGGCAGUCUGAUAUAGCUCCUGUUCCUGCUCCUGCUCCUGCCUGUAAUAUCAUUAGUUCCUUUUUUUUUAAAACUUACACUUCCAUGCGUGAAUGACUUGCAAGGGGUAGUGGGGGUGAGUGAAUGUGACUUCAAACUCUGGGUGGUGUGCAUCGUAUACAGGACUUCAAAGCCAACUCUUAUACUCGCAUCUAGGACAUCCAAGGACCUGUGUGGCAGACCUAUCUCAACACUAACUUCUAGUUCAAUAAGCCAGUUGUUGCUUGCUUUAAAGUGAAACUUUCAAUGCUCAAAAAAAAUUAAAAAACUAAAAGAAAUCAUAAGGAAAAACUAUUAAAAAAAAAGAACGAUUAGACAACGAUUAGUAAGGAUAAGGAUUAAGAAUAUAUAGCUGCCAUUCAUAGACAUUCGAUAUUUGGUUUUCGCAUGUAAAUAUUUAGCAUAUAUCCCAUUUAAUUGUUAACUAUCCUAACUACUAUUGAACUUGCCUAUGUAAUUCCUAUAUAAUAUAAUAUAUAGACUACCUUAGUCCUUAAAGGAGAGUCCUUCGGGCAAUAGCCGGGAAGGACGACCCAUAGAUUAGUUUGGGAAGGGAGGGUUCUCUCUGCAGAGGCCUCUAACUCUAAGUACCAUGACUCUAUUUUUUUUUUAAAUAAUUAUAUUUUGUUGCAAGAAAAAAAUAUUAAAUUAAAAUUAAAAUUAGUUAAGUGGCUGUACUCUGUGAAAAAAAAUAAAUGCCGCCUUGCCUCAUUGUCUCAAAAAUAAAUUAAUUAAUAAACCGGUGUGCCAAAAAAAAAAAGAAAUGUUUAAAAAAAAAAUUAAGAAACUUGUAUAUUUUUUACACUUCCAAGUCCACAAAAGUUUGGGGAAUCCCCAGAAUAUUUCAUAAAAACCAUAAAUUGUAAAUAAGAUUUAACAAUUUUAUAAAAAAAAAAUAAUAAUUUUCUAUGAAACAUUGCCAGAACACAUCAGUUUUAGAAUCGAAUAAGAAGUCUGCCAGUCAAUUCUUAUAAAAAAAAAUUAAAUUAUUAUAAAAUAUAUUAAUUUAUUGAAAUAUGAAAAGUUCCCGGUACCGCUUCAAGUACAUCCUUUUUUUAUACCAUUUUAGUCAUAGUUUAUUAUUAAAAUAUAAUCUAUCAUAUUUUUUUUAGGAAUUAUAUUGUAGUUUUAUUAGGAAUUGUUGUUAUUGCAAAAAUAAUACAAUAAGCUUGUAUGUGUAUAUGUACAAUAAAUGUGUAGAUGUUUUCCUCAGUGUA
Molecule: messenger RNA, 4331 nt
Organism: Drosophila ananassae
Lineage: Eukaryota; Metazoa; Arthropoda; Insecta; Diptera; Drosophilidae
Gene: Chpf
Product: chondroitin sulfate synthase 2
Exons: 6
Coding region: 609-3074 (821 amino acids)
Cellular component (GO): Golgi cisterna membrane
Molecular function (GO): glucuronosyl-N-acetylgalactosaminyl-proteoglycan 4-beta-N-acetylgalactosaminyltransferase activity
Source: RefSeq, a predicted model, not a curated record